GGAAAGCUGAGUUCGGUGGUGUUUAUAAGGGGCCCACGAGGCUAAGCUCCAAAAAUGUUCCGCUGGAUGGUGCUGUGGAUCACUGUGGGGCUGGUGGCAGCUCUGGAUGUGCGGGAAUUCGAUCCACAGGUGGCACCGCCGCAAAGUUCAGUUCCAAAACCCUUUCAGCUGUGGCGAAAUUUCGCGAGUCAGCUGCGGCUUGUCUUCAGUCGCCUUCAGCCAAAAGCACCCACUCCGCCCACCGUUAGGACCAGGACGGGUAUAACCACCAGUACUUCCGAGCCCGAACUGCAGUUCUAUGGAGCUCUGAAUCCCAUAUAUCAAACAGGAAACUUUUAA
Messenger RNA from Drosophila erecta, 339 nucleotides. RefSeq lists its product as uncharacterized. The coding region runs from base 55 to 339 and encodes 94 amino acids. The transcript is spliced from 2 exons. Lineage: Eukaryota; Metazoa; Arthropoda; Insecta; Diptera; Drosophilidae. The record is from RefSeq and is a predicted model, not a curated record.